Molecule: messenger RNA, 780 nt
Organism: Zonotrichia albicollis (white-throated sparrow)
Lineage: Eukaryota; Metazoa; Chordata; Aves; Passeriformes; Passerellidae
Source: RefSeq, a predicted model, not a curated record
AUGGAGGUGAGUACCGUGUCCCCAUCUCCUGCCUCACCCACUGAAGGAGAUGAUCUGUGUGAGACAGAUGUCACCAGCGUGGCUAUACACAGUGUGACACUGCUCAUCUGCCUCUGUGGGCUGGCUGGGAACGGGGCUGUCAUCGGCCUCCUCAACCUGAAAAUCCCCAACUAUCGCUUCUUUGUCCUGGCUGUCACUGAUUUCCUCUUCCUCCUCCUCACAGUCCCCUCUGCCCUUUUACUGGUGGAGAAUGUGUUCUGCUCUCCUGUCAUGCCCCUGCUGUACCUGAGUUUCCUUUUCCAGCUCUCAGUGGUCUCCUACUACUACUGGGCGCUGUUAUCACUGAUGCCCAGGAGACUGACAUUCCUGUGCCCAUCAGAUGAGCAGGAGCUCUGCCGGGCAGCUCUCAUCUCCAUGUACAUCAUCAUGCUGCUCCUCUUUGUUAUACCCAUGCUCAUUUCAAUCACAGUUGAUUUCAUUAAUUCUAACUGGGGCUCCCAGCAGCAGCAGCCCAGAAGGCGUGACAUUGUUAUCCUCAUCAUUGCGCUCUUCACUCUCUUCCUCAGGCUCUGGAAUUUCCUGCAGCAACUCAGUUACAUCGUUGUGUCAUCAGAGGUUUUUUUACUGCUCGCCUGUAUCCACAGCAGCACCAAAUCCUUCAUCUACUUCUUGGCAGGGAGGUGCUGGAGGCCCUGCUCCAUGGGGUCCCUCCGGCUCUCCCUCCAGAGGGUCAUUGAGGAGCAGAAAAAGAAACUGCAUGGAGAAAUGAUCCUGCCAUGA